CAGUUGAGUUGAGAUUUAAUUGCUCGAGGUUGAGGUUCUGCGUAGUAGGUGUGGUGUGAAGGACGCAAGGAAGGAAACAAAGAGGUGCUUGCGGCCUCCUCCUCGUCCUGCACGCACGACAGUAGCGGUGAGGUGAUUUUGCUCUUUCUUUAUGUACACUAGCGGCCAAGAGCCUUGCAGGUUCCUUUAAUCAACCCCAUGAAGUUGCGCUGAGAUCUGCAAGGCUCAACGGGGAGCCUUGAGUCGCGGUGAUGUUCUCUGAUCCAUCGCCGGUCGACGACGACGACGACGGUGAGCGCAGGAGCCAGAAGGAGUGGCACAUCCUUCAUUUUCUUAUUUUUUGGGAGUGGCUCAUUUUCUUUUCUGAGAGAUACUGUCGGCUUUUAUGCGCCUGCGUAAACAGUUUGCGCACAGGGAAUGAUUUCCAACUGUAUAGUACUCAUGAGACGACGACUGAGCAUUGCACCUCCGCUCCGCUCGAAGCGCUCGGUAACGUUGGCCAUGCAGGUCUGUCAUUGGUGAGGUCGAAUGAGUGGAAGAUUUACGUGUGCAUUCCCCCUGUCAGUCGUCUCGAAUUAGGGCGCAAUGCAUCAUGACUCCGGCUUCACUUUUCUUUCACUUCUUCCUUGAGAGUUUACCACAUUUUACCGUCCAGUUUCACCGCUGUGUCUUGCAUCUAGGCGCAGCGUCCUAGACCGCUCGUCUCACAGUAAUGGAGUCAAUCCUCAGCAGUGGCAAAUCUGGAAGCAUGAAUCUGAGAGCCUAGGACUCGCUCCCCCACUCUCGCCUGAAGCCAGGUCCGAGGACCAACCAAGUCCCGGAGUUUGGACAAGCGGAGUGUAAAGCUGAUUAAUCAUUUAAGGUUGGCACGAGGCAUCGCUCUGCAGCCCAUCCGGAUCGCGAAUCUCGGAAUAUGCUUGCUCUCAUGUCGAAGGGAAGAAAGAGGUCCGGGAGGACGAGGAUGGAAAUGUAGUCUGGGACACCGGGAAAGCACCCGAGCGCCUUUGGGACUGGAGGAUAGAAAGUGGACACUUCAUUAAUAAAACCGCAGAAUGGGGACGGCGAUGCAUGACUUGAGGGUGCAGGAACAAGAGACAAUGUCUUACAGUUGCCGGUUUGAUGAACCCCUAAAGUGCACCUCCCAUACCUCCCACGGCUUAUCUCUACCUACUUUGGAAGGCUCCGCAUCUAUUGUUGGGUGAUUUAUAUUCCUGCUGAGACAAUAUCCUACCGGCAACCUUAGUUCCGUGCCCGUUUACUGUAUCUGGGAGCUGUCGACUGUCUGCCGAGGUGCCAGGCGACAGGGGCACAUGAGACGGGCUCUUGCUCACCUCAUUGGAUGACCGAUCCCAACAACAAACGAGCCUUUUUGGACGCUCUUGUCAGUUCUAUGCCGCAGGUGAGUAUAGCACUAUCCCCCCCCCCCCCCCCCCCCCCCCCCCCCCCCAACGGCUUUAUUGCAGCCUACUUGGGUCGGUCACGAAACUGGUGUGUAUAAUUAUAUGAUAAUUUCCUUCCUUGUGGGAGGCCAAAUGGAGCCGGUUGCCCCCCUUGAGGAUCAUGAAAUUUAACCUUGUCUUUAGUGUAUUGUUUUGACUGAGGCUAUUCUCUGAAGCGAACUAAUAUUAAUCAUGGACACAGUUAACCCUUG
This is a messenger RNA of Marchantia polymorpha subsp. ruderalis, 1651 nucleotides long. The record is from the annotation of a GenBank genome assembly. Lineage: Eukaryota; Viridiplantae; Streptophyta; Marchantiopsida; Marchantiales; Marchantiaceae.